UCACCGCUGGGUUAUCGAUUCGGCGCCAUCUUACUCACUCCGGGUUUGCAGUAGCGACACCCCUUCAGGCGCAACCCGCUCCGUCUCAGAUGGAGCUCAGGUCAACCCACUGCUUCUCCGAAUAAUUUUAUCACAUUACAACGAAAUCAUAUUUUAGGGGCCAAGAUGCCGCCUUCCGGUCGGCCCGCCGAACAGAACUCGACGACAACGUCGCCUCCGCCGCCUGACUCGACAGCUCUGUCAGCUGGCUCCAAAAUCAAAGAUGACUAUUACACUCCCACGCCAAGAUCAGUUUCUUCUACUUCAGCCACAACUGAAGCAGAAGUAUCUACGACAAAAGGUCCAGGAGAAUUUAAAAAAGCAGUAAACGUCCUUGCUGAAGAGACCGGGCUUGAAGGAUGGGUGGUAAUAUCUAUAUUAGUUGGAGUCGGCCUUUUGGUCCUUCUGCUGUGCUUCUGUUGUAUUCGAAGAUGUUUCCGAAAAAGAAGAGCCAAGGAUGGAAAAAAAGGCAAAGGUAUUGUCGAUCUGAAAUCUGUUCAGCUGUUGGGUUCAGCUUACAAAGAAAAGGUACAGCCGGAUAUGGAAGAACUUACUGAAAAUGCUGAGGACAUAGCUGAAGAAGGUGAAAGCAAGCAAAGUGAACAAAAAUUAGGAAAACUUCAGUACAAGUUGGAGUAUGAUUUCAAUUCAAACAGUUUGUCAGUUACUGUGAUUCAAGCAGAAGACUUACCAGCUCUGGAUAUGGGUGGCACAUCAGAUCCAUACGUAAAAGUUUAUCUCCUUCCAGAUAAAAAAAAAAAGUUUGAAACUAAAGUCCACAGAAAAACUUUAAGUCCUGUAUUCAAUGAAACAUUUACUUUUAAGGGUGUGCCGUACGCAGAUGCAAUGAAUAAAACACUUGUCUUUGCCAUAUUUGACUUUGACCGAUUCAGCAAACACGAUCAGAUUGGGGAAGUGAAAGUACCGUUAUGUCAAGUGGAUCUAGCUCAGACUAUUGAAGAAUGGAAGGAACUUCAGAGUGUAGAAGGUGAAGGUGGUCAGGAUAACAAGCUAGGAGAUAUUUGCUUUUCUCUACGAUAUGUUCCAACAGCAGGUAAACUAACAGUGGUUAUCCUUGAAGCCAAAAAUCUCAAGAAGAUGGAUGUUGGUGGUCUUUCUGAUCCUUAUGUGAAAAUAGCGAUUAUGCAGAACGGUAAACGGUUAAAGAAGAAGAAAACUAGCAUAAAAAAAUGUACUUUGAAUCCAUAUUAUAAUGAGUCAUUCUCAUUUGAGGUUCCUUUUGAGCAAAUUCAGAAAGUUCAACUAGUAGUAACUGUCGUGGAUUAUGAUCGGAUCGGAACUUCAGAACCUAUUGGAAAAGUGGUGCUGGGAUAUAACGCAAGUGGAACUGAAUUAAGACAUUGGUCUGAUAUGCUGGCUUCUCCUAGACGCCCUAUUGCCCAAUGGCAUACUCUCAAAGAUCCAGAUGAUGGAGAAAAGAAAGAUUAAAUGGAAUUUCCAUCCAAGCAGGAGUAAAAUUAUAUGAAAAAUGAAAAUGUCUCCACCCUAAGUGAGAAACAAUGCUGUGUAAAUAAGAUAUUAUUAUUCUUUAGUUGAAAUGUAAUGUUGAUUAUCAUUUCAUAUAAUUAAUGAAACAAAUAUAGGUCCCAUAUCUGAUGUACAUAAAUAGUUUGUUAAAUGUAAAAUUUUAUAUUUUUUUUUAUAAAUUAUGUUGUAUUUUUGAACCUGUUGUCAUCAAGUGUUUAGGAGUAGUACCUAUUGUUUUAUGAAUUGGAGAAGUUCUUUGAACAUAACUUCAAAAGUUUUAUAAAUAUUAUAGUUUAAUAUGUUAAGUUUUUAUAUUUUUGUAGUUGAUAUACAGGGGACCUAUAUUUUAUGUAUGAUACGAUGGAAUGUAAGUAUGUUAGAUUGAUGAAAAUUACAGCAUUAAGGCAAUGUACAGUACAUUAUAAAAUUAGUAUUGUAUGUUUUUUAGAAGUUAACACAGCCUUUUUCACACAGUUAAUUUACCUGUUUUAUAACAUUUAUAUAUGUACAUCUGUAUAUAAGAUGUUAAUGUAUGUAACAAGAUACAUAAGAUACAUUUCAUUCUUUUUUAGUUUAUUUUUUUGUUUUAGUUUUGUGUUAGAACUUUAUAAAUUUUCUUCGGUACAGUUGACGAACUCACAAUACUUGACAUCCUUAAAGAGCUUCCAUUGGAAUGGAUAAUCUAGUCCCAGGUUUAAGUGAAUGGAUUAGAAGGUUUCUUCAUGUUAGGAAAGACAAUAAAACAAAGUUAAAUCUAGUAUUUAAUUUUUAAUAUUUCUUCACAUAGCUUCUAGCUAAUAUAUAGUUUUGAAUGUUUAAUUUUCCAUUCUAUAAAUGUAUAAUACUAAAAUAAACAUAAGAGGGUACAAAAUAACUAAAAGCACAAUAGAUUUAUCAUUGCAUGGAUCAGCAAUGGUAGAUGCGCAUAGUGGAUAUGAUUAGGUUAGAAUCAAAUACUUAUGAUAAUUAAAUUGUUCUAAUAUUUUCAUUCAAAAGGUAUGAUGGAAUUAGUUGUUUAAUAUUCUAUAAUUAUAGGUUUGAAAAAUGAGAAGAAAACCUUUGAUUACAGAAUUAAAACACACAGGUCUAUUUGAUGAUGAUAUUAAAUAUAUAUUUAUAAAAUAUUUAUUUGGAUUGAUAUAUCUAAAUUUAAAUAUAUUUUUGAAGGUUGCCUAUUUAUUCUGUGCAUAUCUAUACUUCAAUGUAUGUAACAUGUAGCUAUAUUACUCUGCUGAAUUUCAAUAGUUCUAUUUGGUGUUAAUUGUUUCAAAAAAAUCUGGUUUGAAGCAUUUAAAUACUUUACUGCAUAUCUUGUUUUUAAAUUUAUCUAUAAACAUAUGACUAAUAAAAUAAAUAUGUGUACUUAUUAUAUAAAAUUAUAUAUCCUUGUGAAAUAUAAACUAAUAUAGUACAUAGCCUCAAUUCAUUCAUUGUUUUGCCAUGUAUUAAGGAUAUAAACUUAAGUGAUUUAGAAAGAUUAAUGUAAAGUUCCAUAAGAGGUUUAACUAUGUUGUAAAAGUGUUGAAAAUAAAUGAUCUUUAAAGACAAUGAGCUGAAUUGCAAUCAUUCUUCUCCUUCAUCGAACAAAAGAGAACCUUAUAAUCUCCCAGAG
Messenger RNA from Nezara viridula (southern green stink bug), 3139 nucleotides. Lineage: Eukaryota; Metazoa; Arthropoda; Insecta; Hemiptera; Pentatomidae. The record is from the annotation of a GenBank genome assembly.